GAUACGGAACUAGGGGGAUUUGCGGAUAGGCCUGGAGAUAUGGCAGACCCCUUCCACACCCUGUUUGGGCUGGCUGGAUUGCAAAUGCUAGAUGCUGCGCCGGAGUUGGGUCGAAUAGACCAUAUAUACUGUAUGCCAACAAGAGUCAUGCAGGAGAUAGCGGAUGUGGUGCCGGUGAUAGCUAGCUUUGACGAAUAA
Messenger RNA from Sphaeroforma arctica JP610, 198 nucleotides. RefSeq lists its product as hypothetical. The transcript has a single exon. NCBI's taxonomy places the organism in Eukaryota, Ichthyosporea, Ichthyophonida. The record is from RefSeq and is a predicted model, not a curated record. The annotation marks the transcript as partial.